UUAAGACCUUUAUGCGUCUUUCUUAUGAAAGCCGUAACCUCUCCGGAAGAAAAAAGCCAUGAAAUCAUCCAAACCGUCAAAAAAUUACAUAAAACUCUUGAGGCUAUACCUGAGGCGUCUAGGGUCCUUGAUUUUGAUUUGAUCCAAUACAUUUUUUUUCCUUUGUCAAAACUGUAUAAUAAUGCUGUUCUACAACAGAGUGAUGGAUUUAUUGAAGGAUUUCUAAAUUGUAUUGAAGUUUUGUUGACUUCUAGUUGGAAUAAUUAUAUGAUGCCUGGCCAAUUCAGGCAACUUCUGAUUUUGCUUGUAAGCAUCGUUGGUAGAUCAUUUCAUCCUGGAUCAAAAAAAGCAACUGAAGACGAUCAGAUAGUAGAAAAAAAUAAAACUCUUUCUAGUAACAGUUCUUCUCUUUCAGAAGAAACAAAACUUGCCGGUGUCAAAUGUAUUUUUGCUUUAUUACAUUUAAAUGUCAAAAAUACAGAUGAAAAUGAAAAUGAUCGUUUUAAUAUGUCGACACACUGUGAAUUACUCUUAACAGAACUUAGAGGUGUUCAACUGAGAAUUGUUAUUGGGCGUUGUGUAUAUGUAUUACUUGAAAUCAUCACAACUGAACGCUUAUUACAACUGAGAAUAAUAGCACUUAAAACUUUGGAACGUUUGAUCACUCGUAUCAAAGAGCCAGGAAUCGUGGCUUCCUUCCUACCUGGUGUAUUAAGCACAUUGAGCAAAACUUUGGUCAAAGAUCAAAAAGAAAAUCAUCUAUUAUUGACAAAAACAGUGGAAGUUUUGACGUGUGCAAUCUAUUUUGUAAUGAACGAUGUUGUCAGUGAACCUUUUAUUUCUAGGACAACGGCUCUGAGUGAGUUAAAAGACGUGUUAGUUAAUAAGGGAAGUGCAAACCAGCUUUCAGUAGCAAAAACGAGCCCUGUAUCAGCAUCAUCAUCAGAGGUACAAAAUGGUUAUGUUGAAAGAACAAAAUCAUGGCACAAGGCUACCAAAUCACAGAUCAAAAUAUUGAUAGGUCAUAUAUUCACUAUACGUAAUCAUCCUUCAUGGCAAAUUCGUUUGGCUUUCGUGAAUUUAUCUUAUAAACUACUUUUUGAGUGUACUAAAUCUCUGGAUAAUUGUGGACAUAUAUUAAUCGAAACAUUCGUUUUUUAUUUAAAUGAUGAUUAUGAGCAAGUUUCAAUACCUUGUAAACAACAUAUGGAAUCAUUACGAAUGCAUCCUGAUUUUAGGGAAAAUAUGAACACUAUACUAAGAUCGCGGAAAUUACCGUUAUGUGUACAAAUUUUCUACAAAUCCUUAAUUAAAUACAUCCAAAUUUGA
Molecule: messenger RNA, 1329 nt
Organism: Racocetra persica
Lineage: Eukaryota; Fungi; Glomeromycota; Glomeromycetes; Diversisporales; Gigasporaceae
Source: the annotation of a GenBank genome assembly